This is a messenger RNA of Rotaria socialis, 768 nucleotides long. NCBI's taxonomy places the organism in Eukaryota, Metazoa, Rotifera, Eurotatoria, Philodinida, Philodinidae. The record is from the annotation of a GenBank genome assembly.
AUGAAAUCUAUCGUCUUCUAUUUCAUCCUAAUCGUUAGCAAUUUUCAUUCAUAUGUAUUGCCCUGUAUGCAAGCUUGGGAUGGUGGCGGUACUGGUGCUUGGUAUCGUGUUGAUACAUCAUGUUUAUAUUCGUUUUCAUCAACGACACUGAUACAGUGCUUGCCAAUGAUUAUCAUACCCACUAAUGAAACAUUGAUCACUGAUGGUUUUUUCUUAAGUCUUGGCGUUUUCAAUCGUUUGAAUGGUGCUGGUCUAGAUAUUGGUCUGACGUACGUUCCUCAAACAGAUAAAUGGUGGUCUUACGCUAAUGAUGCUCUAGGUUGGAAAUCUGGGAAUGUCUCAAUCAGUUCUUCAACGAAUCGAUGCAUCAACAUAUCUUUGUCAAUAUCUAAUGACUACGUAAAAUAUCUCAUUCGAACAAGCAACGGUUCGAUCAUAUUGGGUCAAGAUUUAUAUACAGCAUCACAACUUGAUCCACAAUUGAAUUUAACUGUUAACAGUUCCAAUUUUGGUUUUUAUCGUUUUGAUAGUAUUGCUCAAACAAAAGAAACAUUGAAAAGCGGUUCAUCCAUGAUUCAUGCACAAUUGGUCGAAUGGCUUCUGGAACUUGAAUCUCACGUUUUUGUUCCAGCUAGAGGUGACUUUAUGGCUUCGAGCAUUCGAGGUUAUCCUCCAGGGCCAUGCUGUACAAGUGAUGAGAUCAACACGAUACAUACAUACAAUGAAACCAAGUGGAAUCAAGCUGAUAUUUCAAUAGUUUAUCACUGA